AGCUAUUAAAAUCCAGGUGACUGGCAAAGGCAAAUGCAAAUGGAUGGAAAUCUUGCGCAAAAACUCCAACAACAACGAAUACACGCGCAGUCUCUUCUACACCAGCAAAGAGAUCUACGAGCAUAGCGAAACGCCUCUGCCCGAAUUCGAACCUCGCGGGCUCGAACUGUCUCCCGGCGAGCACACUUUUAGCUUUAAUGUAGCGCUGGGUCGUGAGUUGCCCUCGAGCUUCCGUGGUAGCCAUGGCAGCAUCAAGUACAAGAUGCGUGUCCUCAUUCAAAGACCCUGGAGCUUUGAUGAACGGCACACCAUACCGUUUACGGUUGUGAAGAAUAUGCCUUUGCCAUCGACAUGUCGCAAUAAUCCCACUCCGCUGGAGAAGCAAAUCACCAAGACAAUUAGCCUAUUUGGCACUCGGCCCAUUACCAUGCUGGCCCUGCUGCCCGAGGACUUUGCCGUGCGCGGCGAACCAUUGAGAAUCUGCGUAACCGUCAUGAACAACAGCACGACGAAUGUGGAGAAGCUGCGCUUCAACAUACUGCAGUACGUCACUUACUACAGUCAUGUGCCGUUGCGUGUGCAAAAGGUCGAGUGCAUUGCGAUCGCCAGCAAGGAGACGGGUGCGGUGAGCAAGAAGAGCGAACGGAGCUUCGCCCACGAGCUGCUGAUGCCGGACACGGCACAGCCAACGGAUGAGCAGUUCAGCGGCGUCAUAACCAUAUCCUACGAGCUGCGCGUUGAGGCUGUCCUGCGUGGGUUCUUUAAGAAUUUGGUGCUCAACUUGCCGUUCAAGGUCUACUCGCAGGAUGUUUCCGCCAGGUUGGGCUCGGUGCGUCCGUCGCUGCCGCCACGUCCCGACAAUGGUCCACCAACACUAGAUUCUUCCAUUGGCUCGCCAUCGCAUUCGUCGGUGUAUAGCGAGUGCAGUUCCUUGAACUCCACCGCCUCGGACUCCACGCUGAGUCCGGCCGUUGGUGGCGUGGAGCUGUCCUACACAUCCGGCUCGCAAUCGUCGCAGUUUGGCAGCCCCUCGGCCCGGGCCAGCCUGCGCAGCAGCUCCAAUGUGCCCUACAUGCCUUAUGCUUCCAGCCCGUUGAUGGUGCAAUCGUAUCCACCGCCGCAUCUGCCCCCGUACCCGUUGCCCGAGUCGCCGCAGUACACGCUGCUUGCCUUGACGCCUCCGCCAGCGCAGCCUCCAGCUGGAGCCAGCGGCUAUAGCCAGCUGCCGUCCACGUCGGCAGCAUCUGGAUCAUAUAUGCAGUCCCGCCACCAAGCCGGCGCGCACGCAUUGCCUCCCUCCUACGACGAGCUCUUUGGCAGCGCCAACGCUCCGCCGGAAUCGCCGAAGUAAACUGGCGAAUCGCCCCCACAUACAUAUAAAGUUCAUGCCGCCCAGUUAUAUCUAAGCUUUGCCUCGAAUCGCAUCAGGAUUACUUUAGAGUGCUUGCCACCACAUAUGCCUACGUAACCAUUUUCUGGAGUUGUGAAAUGUAACGUAUCUCGAAUCAUCAGCAAGCGCACAAUUGCCAUCAACACAACUUGUCACACAAACUAUUUACAAUACGCAUCAUUGUAAAGCACUGAUUGAAUAUGAAAUUCAUACUUGUAUACAUACAUAUACAUACAUGUAUAUAUGUAUUAUGUAUAGAUAAUUUCAUUAUUUAACUUAUGAUUAAGUUGUACGUAAGAUAUUCAAAUGUAAUAUUUCAGAAAUCGAUCGGCACUUACCUUGCCUUCGCGUAGUCGCGUCGACUCCUUUAAAGUAAGGCCAAUUUUGUGUUCGCACCUUUGUAAAAGGCGUAACCGUUUUUCAUGACCUACCGAAUAGUUAGCUUAUUGGCUUGAAAUCAUAUUCGAAAUAUUUCAACAAAUUAUUAGUCCUAAAGCAAUGUAUUCGAAUAUUGAGGAUUAGUUAAACGAAUUUUACACUGAAUUAUCGUUAACUUAAGGUACGUCU
Molecule: messenger RNA, 1957 nt
Organism: Drosophila arizonae
Lineage: Eukaryota; Metazoa; Arthropoda; Insecta; Diptera; Drosophilidae
Gene: Leash
Product: arrestin domain-containing protein leash
Biological process (GO): protein transport
Cellular component (GO): cytoplasm
Source: RefSeq, a predicted model, not a curated record